GAUAACGCUAAUUCAGUUCUUUUUUUGUCGAUUGUAUAAUAUCGUCUAAAGAUGAAUUUCACGAAAUUACUAUCAGGCAACUGCAGAAAUUUGAGAUUUUUCUGCACAAAACAACGUCCUAAUGCACCUGCAAGUGCUCAAACGCCCAAAGAUCCAUUGGCAAAUGUAAAAGGCUUAUCAGCAAAUUGUGUUGAACCCAAUAAAGGACCCGUAGGUCCAGGCGCAAAAGCUGAUGGAGAAUACAAAGUACCCGAAUAUUUCAAUUACAACACGAUGAGUUUCCAUGAAGCUGAAGUUGAAAUGGCAAAAUAUCGUAUCCCUCAACCUUCAAGUCUCAAGUAAAAAAAAUCCUAAUUAGUUCGCACUGUUGAAAAAUUUGAUGUUAAAUAAAAUAAGCCUUCUCUAAAAAGUGAGCAAA
Culicoides brevitarsis is the source of this 418-nucleotide messenger RNA. RefSeq lists its product as uncharacterized. NCBI's taxonomy places the organism in Eukaryota, Metazoa, Arthropoda, Insecta, Diptera, Ceratopogonidae. The record is from RefSeq and is a predicted model, not a curated record. Gene Ontology annotation, cellular component: mitochondrion. Bases 52 to 342 code for a protein of 96 amino acids. The transcript has 2 exons.